Molecule: messenger RNA, 1125 nt
Organism: Nicotiana attenuata
Lineage: Eukaryota; Viridiplantae; Streptophyta; Magnoliopsida; Solanales; Solanaceae
Exons: 6
Coding region: 1-1125 (374 amino acids)
Source: RefSeq, a predicted model, not a curated record
AUGAACACCCUUGAAGAUAAGGCAGCCCGGCAGGACCAAGAAUUUCAGGCUGAAAGGGAACAGUGCUAUAGGCUAAUGGCCGAGAUGGAGAAAGAAAUAAAGCUGUUGCAAGACCAUCAUUUCCACGACUCCCAGGUGUUAGAGGCUCGCAACCAGCAGAUAAGCCGACUACUCCAGGAAAAAGGCCAGAUCAGGGAAAGAAUUAGAGGCAUUGCAGAUUAUAUUGCCAUGAAAUGUCAAGCCGACGAAAGAAUGGGUCGUACCACUUUCUUUGCUACAGAGUUGAUUGAAAGGGUCCAAAGUCUAUUUGAUGAAGUGAACACGGUAGAAAUUCGGGAAGGUUCUGGUGACGAAGAAGUGCAUUUUGUCAGACCUAAUGGUUGUGAUUCAGGGAAAAAUUGGGUAUCAACAAAUGUCAGGGCUUCUCACGGAGGGAAAGAUGUACUUGAAGACCUCCUCGCCGGCGUCGACGAGGAUAUUGACCUCGAUACUCCCGCUAAGAAGAUGUACGAUCGUGCCUUCCAUAGGCUCCAAGAUGAGGUUUCGUGCUGCGGGAAGGAGCUCGAGGUGCUUACCUCAGCACUGAAAGAGUCGGAGGCCUCUUCUGCCCGAAAGGAGGAGGAGUUGAGCGGACUCCGGGCGAGGUUGGAGGGAGCGUGCCAAGAAAAAGUUGGCCUCAUUGAGCAGGGAGAGGUCGUUGCCAAGGAUGCGGAGGUCCUCGAGCUGAGGGGGCAACAUGAGGCCGUGGCCUCGGAGAGGGACCUUCUGCGGACGGAACUGUCGUCGACCCGGGACCUUCUUCAAAGUGCUAAGAAGGAGGUUGUCGCGCUAGUGGCGGCCAAGUCUGCAGCCAAAGCGGAUGCGUCCUCGUAUAAGAAAGAUGCCGCCACUGCAAAUGAACGAGCUCGAGAGAUAUCAAAGAAGGUCGGGCAGAAGCUAACCCGGGCCACUGCUCACACUAGUUCCAAGGCAAGGAGGCAAGCUCUCGACGAGGCAAGCGCUAAAGGCGUCGAUCUCUCAGCUGAGAUCGAGGAAGCCCGAGACUUGGAGGAAGAAUCGGCAUUUUCGGCCACUUCAGAUGAGGGUUCUGUAGAUGACCCGGAGAGUAGCAGCGACGAAGAAUAG